AUGCUCGAGAUGGAGGAGGAGGGUCUCUUGGGAAAUUCACCCGCACCGCACAAGCGACUCCAGAAUUUGUACCAUUCGAGGCGCUUCAACCUCAAAGCAUUCAUACCGCGUUCGCGGGCAUCUGUUUUGUACACAAUCUCUGCAUCCUUUGCGGGCCUAUUUCUCUAUUUUAUCUUCUUCUCCUCGACCGGCUUUGGCUUGCUGCAUACCGCCGACGCUGGCGAGUGGGCAAUAUUCGACAACAAGUCGCAUCCUAUAUCGGAUUUACCACUCCUGGCCUCUGAAGGUCUAUUAGAACUCUCGAUUGACGAGUUGCGCGAACGUGUCUCGAAAACGAAUGGCUACUUUGCCCGUGAUUGGAGUCUCAGUCUCGGAUGGAAUAAUAUGCGGUAUAUUAUCGAGGGCGGUCUUUCGCAAGCGAGACUACUCAACCGUACUCUUGUAUUGCCCUCAUUUGUCUACGCACGGGCGUGCGAGUUCUCCAACGAUGUAUGUGCCAAACACGCCAAAAUGGUCAACCGUGGAGACGCUGUGGGCUCGGAUGAGUGGCGGUCGCUCCCUCUGGAGAAGCAAAUGGCUUGGGUGAUCCCACUCGAGCUCAUGAUCGACAUCCCACAUCUUCGUGCAAAGCAUCAGUUUGUCACUGUGUCAGAAUACUUCCGCUUGCAGAACAUUACCGACCUGACCAAGGAGAAGACGAACGGACAUUGGGAUAGAGAGUUUUACCACACUGGUAUCAACGAUAUUCCAUUCCGCGGCCAUCGCUCGCAUGUUGGCGUCCACCCGUCAUUGUACAAGAUUAAGAACGGCGACUAUGACCCCAAGACGAUUACCCUUCUCGACACGCUCGACGUCGACUCGUACCGAGCUCUUUCGAAUACCCUUACCGAAACUGGUACGCAAUACGAUUCAAUGCUGCUGGAGAAGAUGAAGGAGAACCGGAAUCGGGUCGCGUUGGAUUGGAACACUGCACGCGAUGUGAUCAAGGACAUUGCCAAUAUCAAGACGGACGAAGACUUUGAACACGCGCUCCGACUCGCGGGAUGGCUUACGACCUAUACAUGGCAGGGAGCGAUCGGAAUGGAAAUGACAAAGACCGUGGUCGAACCUAUUCGGCAAGUUGCCCCGAGGUCUAUGUUGAGAGGUUGGGUCGACCAGUUUUAUGACAAGACGGAGGACGUCUUAUUGCUCGAGGGUGAAGUGCAUCUCGAGCGCAAGCCUGGAUUCAUGCGUUUCACGACGACCGAAGCACGGGAUCAAAUGGGACGCAUCGUCUUGUAUGAUCUCCGACCACCGGCCAACGUCAGGGACCUUGCGGCGCUUGUUAUUAGUAGGAUGGAUAGAGUGAACCAUGGUCGCGCGUGGAUGGCGGCUCACAUGCGUCGUGGAGACUUCGACCGACUGGGUUGGGCUAUGGAAAAGACCCUUCAGGACCACUUUAAUCGUCUCAAGAGGAAAUUGGCCACUGCACGCGAGCUACUUGAACGACUACCCACGUCGGACCCGCAUCCGUACAAGAUUCCGGAUGCACACCUCAACGUCGAGUUGACGAUGAGAGAACCACCAAAACCUUCUGAUAGCAUGUACCUCGCCACUGAUGAGCGCGAGGAGGAAAACUUGGAGUGGCUUCGCAAAAACGGUGCGACGCUCUUUAGCGACCUGAUUGCACCAGUGGACCGGGAGCAGUUCGGAUGGCCACUGCUCUUUACGGAUAUCGUAGCGCUGGUUGAGCAGCAAGUGAUUGGCUACGGCUCAUCCUACUUUUAUGCCCACGCUAUGAGCUCGUUUGCCGGAGGAGUGAUCAACUUUCGCGCGGCGAAUGGAUGUGAUGAACGUACGGGUUUGGUGGAUUAA
Molecule: messenger RNA, 1854 nt
Organism: Serendipita indica DSM 11827
Lineage: Eukaryota; Fungi; Basidiomycota; Agaricomycetes; Sebacinales; Serendipitaceae
Source: the annotation of a GenBank genome assembly